UAUUUGUUUACCAUUUGUUAAGUAGUUACGGGCUAAAAUCUAUGGCUCUUGUAUAAUAUUAGUAAACAUCAGUGUCCCAGCAGUGUCUGCGCAUGCGCGGCGCGUCAGAUCCGGGUCUGCGGAAGAUGAAUGUAAAUGUUAAAGAUGGCGGCGGAUGGAGGAGGGAAGGAGAUGAACGAGAUCAAGAGUCAGUUCAGCACGCGGGAAGGUGCGUAUAAACUCCUCACGCACUCCGAAUACAGCCGACCGAACCGCGUGCCCUUCAACUCUCAGGGCUCGAACCCCGUCCGAGUCACUUUCGUCAACGUCAACGACCAGUCCGGGAACGGCGACAGAAUCUGCUUUAAUGUGGGCCGGGAGCUUUACUUCUACAUCUAUAAAGGCGUCCGGAAGGCAGCUGAUUUGAGUAAGCCGAUAGACAAGAGAAUAUACAAGGGAACGCAGCCCACGUGUCAUGACUUCAACCAUCUCACAGCCACGGCCGAGAGCGUAUCACUGCUGGUGGGUUUCUCGGCUGGGCAGGUCCAACUCAUUGACCCCAUCAAGAAAGAGACGAGCAAACUCUUUAAUGAAGAAAGACUUAUAGAUAAAUCUAGAGUAACAUGUGUGAAGUGGGUGCCAGGCUCCGAGAGUCUCUUCCUAGUCGCUCAUUCCAGUGGAAACAUGUACCUGUAUAACGUGGAGCACACGUGCGGCACCACAGCGCCUCAUUACCAGCUGCUCAAGCAGGGCGACAACUACGCUGUUCACACCUGCAAGAGCAAGUCCACGCGCAACCCUCUGCUCAAGUGGAUGGUCGGGGAGGGAGCGCUGAACGAGUUUGCCUUCUCUCCCGAUGGGAAGUUCCUGGCCUGCGUGAGUCAGGACGGUUUCCUGCGGGUCUUUAACUUUGAUGCGGUCGAACUGCACGGGACCAUGAAAAGUUACUUCGGCGGGCUUCUUUGUGUGUGUUGGAGCCCGGACGGCAAGUACAUCGUAGCAGGCGGUGAGGACGAUUUAGUGACCGUGUGGUCAUUCGUGGACUGUCGGGUGAUCGCACGCGGACACGGACACAAGUCUUGGGUUAGCGUGGUGGCGUUUGACCACUACACAACCAGCGUGGAGGAGAGCGACCCCAUGGAGUUCAGCGGUAGCGACGAGGACUUCCAGGAUCAGAUCCACUUUGGCCGCGACCGGUCUAACAGCACGCAGUCACGCCUCUCCAAACGCAACUCGACGGACAGCAGGCCGGUGAGUGUCACAUACCGCUUCGGCUCGGUGGGGCAGGACACUCAGCUUUGCCUAUGGGACCUCACGGAGGAAAUCCUCUUCCCUCACCUCCCUCUGUCCCGGGCGAGGACACACACGAACGUGAUGAACGCUACCAGUCCGCCAGCCACAGGAAGCGGAGGCGGCGGAACGGUGUCAACGAUGACCAACAACCCGAGCGCCAACGGCAGUAAUAACAGCGGCUCGAACACGCCGGGCAACUCGCUCCCAGCGACACUGCCGCGCUCCAACAGCCUUCCACAUUCAGCUGCCGGCAGCGCCAACAGCAAGAGCGCCAUUUCAGAUAACCCCAUCGCCACCGGCGUAAGCAAGUUCGCCACGCUCUCGCUGCACGACCGCAAAGAUCGGCAUCCCGAAAAAGACCACAAGCGCAAUCACAGUAUGGGUCACAUAAGCAGCAAGAGCAGCGAUAAACUCAACCUGCUCACCAAAACCAAAACGGACCCCGCCAAGACCCUGGGCACGCAGCUGUGCCCUCGUAUGGAGGACGUGCCCUUGCUCGAACCGCUCAUCUGUAAAAAGAUCGCACACGAGAGACUCACAGUUCUCAUCUUUCUAGAAGACUGUAUCGUUACCGCUUGUCAAGAGGGAUUUAUUUGCACAUGGGCGAGACCCGGCAAAGUGGGUUUAUUGUCAUCACAGAAUCAAGCCAACUCUCCGAGCGGCACAGUCGUAUAGCCGCAAUAUUCCUGCUCUUCUUUAUCCUCUCGGUUCUCGAUAUGUUCCUCGCCGGUGGCCCGUGUGCAUCAGUGGAAAGGAUGUGCUGCUGCCAUACAGUUUCUUUUGUUUUUUCCCUCUUUUCCCAAGUAUUUAUUUGGAUUUUGUUGUUUUCACUCUCACUUUAUGAUUUUUUCCUCUGGUGUAUUUGAAGCUUGGUUAAGCUGUGGGAAAUCAUUUACUCAUGGGUGAAUACGAGUCUGCCUUGAACUCGGUACACUGCGAGAUCUAGUGGUGAAAACGAGAGGCAGCAAACCCAAGACUCACUCCAUCCCGAUUCCAUUUUAAUAAGGUUUAUUUUCCUCUUUCAUACGGAAUAGAUUCGAGCCCUGAUGUUAAACUGCACUGAUGUUGUUUGUAAAUGUUAUAAAGGAUCAAAAAGAAAGAAAGGAAGGUUUGGGGAAGGCCUUGACACUCUUGGCUUUAAUAUCCUCUGUCUUGAAAUUUGAAUCUGAAAAAGCUGGAUGCUGCAAUCAUAGUUUUUUAAAAGAGAAUUAGUUUGCACUUAAUAGUUUAUUAGAAGAGAAUGGCUUUACAUUGUUGUGUGCGAGGACUCACGGACCGGUAUAACGGAGAAUUAUGACUUUGUAUCUAUUGAGCAUUUAUUUUAAUAUUGUUUCAGAUAAAAAUCUGCUUUGUAUUAUAUGUAUAAUAUUGUAAAUCAGUGAUUUAAUGGGACAAAAGCAAAUGAUCAGUACUCUAGAGGACGUUUUGUCAUCAUUACAGGAAAUAGUGAUAUUUCUGAAGCAGAAAAAUAUACAUAUUAAUAAUAUUAAAAAAUAAUCUAAAAUAUG
Myxocyprinus asiaticus (Chinese sucker) is the source of this 2780-nucleotide messenger RNA. RefSeq names its product WD repeat-containing protein 20-like. NCBI's taxonomy places the organism in Eukaryota, Metazoa, Chordata, Actinopteri, Cypriniformes, Catostomidae. The coding region runs from base 136 to 1947 and encodes 603 amino acids. The transcript is spliced from 4 exons. Gene Ontology annotation, molecular function: protein binding. The record is from RefSeq and is a predicted model, not a curated record.